Molecule: messenger RNA, 1500 nt
Organism: Parnassius apollo (apollo)
Lineage: Eukaryota; Metazoa; Arthropoda; Insecta; Lepidoptera; Papilionidae
Source: the annotation of a GenBank genome assembly
AUGGAGGAAGAUAUAAUUCAAGAAGAUAAUGUGAUUAAUAAUAUUCUACCCGGGAUAAGUAAUAUUGAGGAGUCGGAGAUUUGUUUAGUGGAGAAGAAUACUACACAACGAGAGGAAGAAAUGCUUGAGGACUCUAGUUCUAGAGUUAGUCGUAAUAAGAGACCGCGGGAGGAGGAUGAGGAAGAAGAGUGGAUAGCGGUAGGAAGAAAUGGAAAGAGAGUGGGACAGAAGGUUGAUGUGUACAUUAAUAAUUCCGAAAAGCUACCGAAGCAAUUCGCGCUUGCUAAAUUAUUAAGGUCAAAUAACAUUAGUAGUGUUAGCCGGGUAAAAUAUAUAAACCCCUACAAAGUGUUCAUACAGUUUGAAAAUGCAGGAAGUGCUGAGGAGUUGAUCAAUUGCAAACCUUUGCAAGAUUUAGGUUGGAGAUGCCAAAAACCACUUGAAGUUGUUAUAUCUUACGGCGUUAUUAAGAAUGUAGAAUUGGACUUGAGUGAAAAAGACAUGUUAGAAGUUAUUUCAAGCAAUUGUGAACUGAUAGCGGUAAAACGUUUAAAACGCAGGAAUAAGGACGGUAACGGCUGGGAAGAAAGUGAGUCAAUACGUCUGGGGUUCAAGGGUCCCUCACUACCAACGUGUGUCUACAUCUACGGCAUGAAGAUAAAUGUCGACCCGUACGUGUUCCCAGUUACCCAGUGUUCCAGGUGCUGGCGAUUUGGGCACUCCUUGCGUGUUUGUCCAAGCACGCAAGUUGUGUGCCCUAAGUGUGGCAAGGGUCACGCUAACUGUGAGACUACCUCAUAUAAAUGUGUGAAUUGUACAGGAAACCAUUUAUGCCUGGAUAGAUCGUGUCCUGCGUUUAAAAAAGAGAAACGAAUUCGUGAAUUGAUGGCAGAGUUUAACUGCUCUUAUAGGAAGGCGUUGCAAGUAUAUGUUCCGCCAGAACCCGCCCCUACACUGCGCUCAGAACGAUUUAAUUUAACUUCACCGGCAAGCCUUAGUGUGUUUCCCGAGUCUGUACCUGAACACGUACCUAAUCAGUCACAAGACAUAAACGUUAUUUCCUAUGCAAGCGUGACCCGAGCGCCGCGUUGUGAUAGUAUCAUUCGACAAUCACAACCUAAGCAACCGGGCUCUACGAAUGUUUCUCAAUCAUUAGAACAGAGACCCAAGAAGAAAAAGAAUAAGAAAAAGAAACAAAGUCAAAAUGAAGUGUAUAACAGGGAUGUAUCUUCGGAAUCAGAAACAAUGAAUAGUAAUUUAGUCGAUGAGUCGGAAAAUGAAAUUCGGUUGAGAAAUGAGAGAAAAGAGAAAUGCAGAUCUAGUUUAAAUUUGAAGCAAUUGCUUGCAAAAUUAUAUGCAUUAAUUUCUAACUCACAAGAAGAUUUAAAGAGUAGAAUAAUUCAAGGAGUGUCACUAUGCAUUGAAUGGUUGGUAUCGAUGGUAGGGGAAUACAUCUGGGACCUUCCUUUUAAAAAUAUACUCGGUAAGUUAUGGGUAUAA